CAAGACCCAAAUCAAUUAUAUAAAACUAGCUAUUUUGCUAAAUGUGUUAUUACGUAAAGCAAAAAAACUACAAAUUACAUGGCUUUAAGUAUCUUUGCUAUCUUAAUCAUGUUCUUAUCAUUCUUCACUCAAAUUGCUACUAGUCGUUUAACACCACAAAAUUUCAUGACCAAUUCUUUUGGAACUUCAUCAUCAAAAUCCAAGGAUGGUGUUGAAGGAACUAAAUGGGCCGUAUUAGUAGCCGGGUCUAGAGGUUUUCAAAAUUAUCGUCAUCAGGCCGAUAUUUGUCAUGCUUACCAAAUUUUAAAAAGAGGUGGUCUCAAAGACGAAAAUAUCAUUGUUUUUAUGUACGAUGAUAUAGCUUACAACGAAGAUAAUCCUAAGAAGGGAGUUAUCAUAAAUAGUCCACAUGGUGAAGACGUUUAUAAUGGAGUUCCCAAGGACUACACAGGCAAAAAUUUGAAUGUUAGAAAUCUUUUAGGAGUCAUAUUAGGAGAUAAGAAAGCUAUAAAAGGUGGAAGCGGAAAAGUCGUCGAUAGUGGCCCUAACGACCACAUAUUUAUUUACUAUGCUGAUCAUGGAGCUUACGGAGUACUAACUAUGCCCGAUUUUGAAGACCUAUAUGCUGAUGAUUUCAUCAAGACCAUGAAGAAAAAGCAUGAGUUGGGAACUUAUAAAAGCAUGGUGAUAUAUGUAGAAGCCUGUGAAGCAGGGAGUAUAUUUGAAGGGCUUCUACCAAAGGAGUGGAACAUAUAUGCAACAACAGCUUCUAAUUCUGAAGAAAGUAGUUGGGCAACCUACUGCCCUGGCUUUGAUGUUGCUCCUCCUCCUCAAUAUGAUACCUGUUUAGGGGAUUUGUACAGUGUUUCUUGGAUGGAAGAUAGUGAGACUCACAGCAGUCAAGCAGAGACUUUGGAACAACAAUAUAUGGUGGUGAAGAAAAGGCUGACAGAAGCAGGGAGUGAAGGAUCGCAUGAGAUGUGGUUUGGUAGUAACCAAAUUAGUAAGGAUCUGCGCUCUCAAUACAUGGGUACUACUCCUGGUAGAACAACUUUUAAUGGUGCUCAUUAUAAUCAUACUCAUCAAAUUGUGGACCAACAUCAAGCUGAUAUUCUCUUUUUCAAGAGAAAGGUCAUUAGAGCAGUCGAAGGAUCAAUGGAAAAAGAAAGAGCAAAAAAGGAGUUGGAAGAUGUAUUAUCACAUAGGAAUCAUGUGGACUCUACCAUCAAAGCUAUUGGAACCUCUCUUUUUGGUGGUAAUCAAGGUUUUCAAAUGUUGACUAACACUCUUCGAUCAACGGGUCAACCCAUUGUCGAUGAUUGGAAUUGUUUCAAAUCAAUGGUUGCCAUAUACGAAAAACAUUGUGGACCCUUGUCCAGCUAUGGAAAGAAACAUUUGCGAACCUUUGCAAAAAUGUGUAAUGCAGGAAUUCAACAAAAUCAAAUGGCACAAGCAUCAUCACUUGUGUGCGCUGGGACAAGUUGAAGUGAUUAGCCCACCACUAUAACACUAGUACUUGCUACUAUAAAUACUGUGUAAUUACGUAUCGCAUAUACCUAGCUCUUGUGCUGCUAAAUUGUAUAUUUAUGUCCAUGUAUUGUUUUAGUCAAAGGAAUAUUGUCCUCUAGUUAACCAAAUACAUACGCCAUCUUAUCUCAAAUUUAAAAUUAUAAUUAAAUGCUGAUAAUAAGAAUAAUUUGUAAUACAAAUUUUCAAAAAAUAUUAUGUAUGAUAAUGAAACUUUAAUUAUAGAACACUUUUUCUUUGCAA
Molecule: messenger RNA, 1770 nt
Organism: Amaranthus tricolor (Joseph's coat)
Lineage: Eukaryota; Viridiplantae; Streptophyta; Magnoliopsida; Caryophyllales; Amaranthaceae
Product: vacuolar-processing enzyme gamma-isozyme-like
Exons: 9
Coding region: 79-1485 (468 amino acids)
Biological process (GO): vacuolar protein processing
Molecular function (GO): cysteine-type endopeptidase activity
Source: RefSeq, a predicted model, not a curated record